Molecule: messenger RNA, 1425 nt
Organism: Mollisia scopiformis
Lineage: Eukaryota; Fungi; Ascomycota; Leotiomycetes; Helotiales; Mollisiaceae
Exons: 3
Coding region: 347-1402 (351 amino acids)
Source: RefSeq, a predicted model, not a curated record
UCCAACUAUGCAUUUUGGUCGACAAUGCAACAUCUCCAUUUGCAAAUACUUGACUUUUGCUCACAACACCACUUUUCUACACUUUUCCGAAAGCGAAAUGCAUCCAAUGGGAGGGUGUGAGGUGAUGCAGAGAUCUCACAUAUAAGGGCGAGGUUCUGCGAUAUGAAUCCUGCCGUGUUUCUAUUCUUCACUUACCACUCGGUCUCUCGAUUUCCACUUCAAGUCUCUUACUCGGAGCUCCAUCUUGAUAUAAUCUGCUCUUAAUAUUCCGUCUUUCUGUUCCGAGUUACUCCUUCAACAUUCCUUUACAUUAGAACCUAAAAUAAAUAAUCCCAAAUUCCAAAAAAUGAAUCUACCGUCUAUCCUCCUCGCAGCACUCCUAAGCAGCUCCUUAACCACCGCCCUCAAUCUUCGCAAACGUUACGACGAGGCCCCCUUCAAGCCAACAAAGUGUGCCGUAAAGGCCAAAGUGACCCAGACCGCCGCCUGCCCCAUUUCGGGCCUCCCAGAUAGCACAGGCGGAAUCACCCUCACAAUAGCCCCAGAGCCAACUUCGUGGAGCAAACCUUCGCCUUCCUCUCUUUUCCAAGUUGUCUUGCAAAACAACACCGAAGUGCGGGCUAGCGUUGAUGAUGGUAUCGACGUCUAUGACAUUGACAUCGACAGCAGCGCCGCUACGUUCGCAUCCCUGAUUGGGGCAGGAAAGUAUGUAGUCUGCUACUUCUCAGCCGGAACUAUGGAAACCUGGCGCUCAGAUUUCGGCUGCUUCAACCACAAUCUCGGGGCCCAGGAUCUAGGCUGUGACGUAGGAGGACCAUGGGCCAACGAAUUCUGGGUCAACACCUCAAGCACCGAGGUACGAAAGAUAAUGCAAGCACGGAUCCAGCGAGCGGCAGACCUAGGAUGCAGCGCCAUCGACCCAGACAAUAUGGACGGCUAUGGCAACCAGAAUGGUAUUGGCGCCACCGAGGAAGAUUCCAUAUCGUAUGUGAAAUUCCUGUCCCGGGAAGCGCGAUCCAGAGGAAUGGGUAUCUCGCUCAAGAACGCGCUUGAGAUCCUCCCAAAUGUCACCUCCGAUGUGGAUUUCGGUGUCAACGAGCAGUGCAACGAGUACGAUGAGUGUGACUCUUACACGCCGUUCUGGGCCCUGCCUACUCCGUUGCCGGUGUUCAAUAUUGAGUACCCGCCGCAUAAUAAGGAUAAUUGGACGGAGAAGUAUGCGGAGAAGUCGUGUGAUGAGUCGCUUGAUUGGGGUUAUCCUUAUAUGUUUACGGAUUUGAAGAAUUAUCCUACGGUGACUUGUGCUGUUUCUAGAUGCACUGAGGAUGGGCCUUCACCUGCGGUGCCGAAUGGGGGGUUAGUCAUUCCUUCGGGGUGUGUGGAUGGGAUGCAGUAUAACUGAAGGAUUUCUUUGGAUGGUGGAUU